CGUCACUCCGCCGCGGCUCUCGCGCCCAGCCCGCCCAUUUCUCUCCUCAGCCUGUGGAGGUGCCGUUAGAAAAUGGCCGCCGCGCCAAGCGGAGAAGAGAGACUGGAAGAAAAAACUGAAGAUCAGGAUCUUCAAGGUUUGAAAGACAAACCACCAAAGCUCAGGAAAGUAAAAAAAGAUAAAGACGAGGAGGAUAAACAUGACCAGCCCUAUCCAUCAGCACAUCAUUCAGAAAAGCCUGUAGAGACAGAGGAAUUUGAUAUGUCUGAAAGUGCAGAGAAAGACCCUGCUGCACCUGAAGCUUCUGCUUCCCCUAAACAGAGAAGGUCUGUUAUCCGAGAUAGAGGACCCAUGUAUGAUGAUCCUACUCUUCCCGAAGGCUGGACAAGAAAACUCAAGCAAAGAAAAUCUGGCCGAUCUGCAGGAAAAUAUGAUGUAUAUUUGAUAAACCCGAAUGGGAAAGCUUUUCGGUCUAAAGUUGAACUUAUAGCAUACUUCCAAAAGGUAGGAGAUACCUCCCUUGAUCCUAAUGAUUUUGACUUCACUGUAACUGGCAGAGGGAGCCCAUCACGACGGGAACAGAAACAGCCGAAAAAACCCAAAGCUUCAAAUCCUGUUGGCACAGGAAGGGGACGUGGAAGACCAAAGGGAAGUGUAAAAACCAAGCUAGCAAUCAAGUCAGAGGGAGUACAAGUAAAGAGAGUGAUAGAAAAAAGUCCAGGAAAGCUCCUAGUUAAAAUGCCUUUUUCUGGUGAUAAAGAAGGAUCAGAUGCCACCACUUCUGAGCAGGUGCUGGUUAUCAAGCGUCCAGGCCGAAAACGAAAAUUGGAUACGGACCCACAUGCAGCCCCCAAGAAACGGGGUCGUAAACCAAGCAGUGCCACUGUGGCUGCAGCAGCAGCAGCUGAAGCAGCAAAGAAAAAAGCAAUCAAAGAGUCUUCCUUCAAGCCUAUCCUAGAGACAGUGUUACCAAUAAAGAAACGCAAGACCCGGGAGUCUCUUAAUGUAGACAUUAAGGAUACGAUAAAUCCAGACUAUUCUUCCGCUGCAGUAGAGAAAGCAAACAAAGGACAGAAACAAGGGAAAAGUCCUGAAACUGUAAGUAUAGAGAGCAGCCCAAAAGCUAGAAGCAGCAUCCCAAAAAAGGAGCAGCAGCACCAUCAUCACCAUCACCACCACCACCAUCAUCAUUCGGAAUUUAAGUCACCCACAACUAAUCCAGAGCCAGAGACUUCAAAGGACAGCAAAAGCACCCUGGAGCCACAGGAUUUGAGUGUCAAAAUUGUCAAAGAUGAGAAGAUUCCAGAAAGUGAUGGCUGCGUCCAGGAACCAACCAAGACUCAGCCUGGAGAUAAAUGUAAAAACAGAGGAGAAAGUGAUAGGAAAGACAUUGUUACUUCCUCUGUACCGAGGCCGACCAGGGAAGAAACUGUGGACACCAGAACACCGGUGACAGAGAGAGUUAGCUGACUUUAACGGAUUAACAAAAAAAACAGUUAAGAAUAAUAAAGGCAGCUGUUGUCUCUUCUCCUUGUGGAUAGGGCUCUGACAAAGCUUCCCUAUAUAUGAAGUUAAAAAAAAAAAAGUAUAUUUUUUCCUCCUGUUGCUUGGAGUUUCGUAGCUUCGGGGCUGGGAAUAAAUGUUGAAUGUGGAUCUUUUUAAUACCGACGAGCACAGUCAGGGGUGAAGACUUCUAACAGAGCCAGAAGCAGCUUUGCACUUUUUUUAUACUAAAUAGGCUCCUUUCCACAUGACUUACUCUGCAUCAUACUAAUGACCAAGAUGGACUGUUUUCACAACUUCUUAGUUAUGGCAAUAUUUGCUUCCCUUCUAGUGCCAUUACAGAUAAAGUUUAGCUCAGCUGCAAAUUAGCUUGAGUCCCAUAGUUAAACAAAAAAAAAAAUCAAAGGGUUUGAUUUCUUGUCAAUCAUUGUAUUGCCAAAAAUUGUGUGUUUUAUGAACCAAACUAGGAUAGAAGAAAUCUUUUAUUUAAAAUUGGUCAUCUAGAUUACUAAUCACAGAGCCUGACCUUGGACAGUUUUGCUCUUCUCCACUUAUCUAUUAGUUUACCAUAACAGGCAGUGUGUUAUCUAUAAAAAAAUCAAAUCAUGUACAUAUUAUUGUUAUUUGUAUUAGGUGCACACAAUUAUUCUCAAUUGAGGGAUAAAUAGGCUAUCAAUCUGACUUAAAGGGACACUGAAACCAAUUUUUUUUCUUUUGUGAUUCAGAUAGAGCAUGCCAUUUUAAACAACUUUCUAAUUUACUCCUAUUAUCAAUUUUUCUUUGUUCAAUUGCUAUCUUUAUUUGAAAAAGAAGGCAUCUAAGCUUUUUUUUUUUUGGUUCAGAGUCUGGACAGCACAUUUUUAUUGGUGGAUUAAUUUUUCCACCAAUCUGCAAGAACAACCCAGGUUGUUCACCAAAAAUGGGCCAGCAUCUAAACUUACUUUCUUGCUUUUCAAAUAAAGAUACCAAGAGAAUGAAGAAACUUUGAUAAUAGGAGUAAAUUAGAAAGUUCCUUAAAAUUUCAUGCUCUAUCUGAAUCACGAAAGAAAAAUUGUGGUUCAGUGUCCCUUUAAGUAUUUAAUCAAAACAUAUUUUACUGAAGGUAAUGGAUUUAUGUUUUUUCCCCAUGCUGCUCAGAGGUAGUCAAAGAGAGCUCUUAUGGAACAGCUUGUGCUGUCUGUAUUGUUGGAAUUGAAUGCAAUAACUUGGAAAGAUUAUUAAACAAAGAAUAUAGAUGUAAGUAAGACAUACAGAUUACAUGUACUUCCUCUAGUGCCAGUACAAAAACAAUAUAUAUAUAUAAACGUCAAACAUACAUGUAUGAGGGAAAUAGAUAUGACAUGUUCUUCCAGGUCAUUUACACUCUGUAGCUUUCUGAAACUAAUAAUCACCAUUGCACUAUUUUUAUUUAUUUUUAUUAUGAUUAUUAUUUUUUUACUUCUCCAUAUAAGUCAGAAAAGUGGUGCAGGUAAUAAUGUAGAAAGCGUCUGGCUUUUUAUCUUUUUAAAAAUCUUAUUUUGCAAGAUUGAAGUAAGUCAGAUACAUAUUUAAGUGAUUGUCUGCAUUGGUUUGAAUGCAGUCGAUCUAUUGAAGCUGCGAAACUCUAGGUGUACCCAGUUUUGUGCAUUAUUAUUUUUUUUUUGCAGUUUGAUAAGGACUUCCGGUUCAGAGAGUUUUCUGUUUGCUUUAGUAUAGGAUCUAAUAUUACAGCUCCAAAUAUACAACAACCAACAGUAGCACUUGCUUAUGUGACACCUGGCAGUUCUGCAGCAAUUCUUGUUAGGCCCUGUGUCCAUAUUAACUGAAUGUAAGUUUUGUGUUAGCCUUUUAAAGGUGUUAUAUGGCAGACUUUCUCAUUAUUUUUUAUCAGAUAACUAUUAAUGAAGACGCUGUGGGUUUGCAUAUUUUUACAUUUAAAACAUGCAGAACUCCUACAAAUUGUUGCACUUGUAUUUAUAUGUAUAGUUAUAUGUAUUUGCACAUAUACAUUACUUUACAGAUCAUAUAUGUAUAGGAUAUAAGAUAAAGUCGUGUAAUGUCCACUAUGUUUUCUUCAUGCUCAUUCCAAAGCAUUUUUUAUAUAAUAAUAAAAUUAAAAAUACUCAUAUCCACAUGCAUUUUAUAAAUUAUAGGGAUUGAAAACUGAAAAAAAAAUGUUAAUUUUAUGUUGGAUAUUUUUUCUUUCUCUUUGCACUUUGAAAAUAAUGUUAACGGUACAGAAUUCUCUGGAAGUCCUUAUUAACCUGCUGUUUUUAAAGAAACAAAAAAAAAAUUUCAGAAAAUCUUUGUUUACAGAGAUCAAUUCUGCACAUCUCAUAUGCUGAAAAAAAUGACAUCUGCCCUUUAUACGCUGGAAUACUUAUGUCCAUAUGCAUUCAUUUGCAGUUUCCAGAAAAAGACACAAUAGGGCCAAUUUAUCACCGACCGAAUAGGGCCGUAUAUACCUUGGAAACAGGAAUUAAGAAGCAGCUGCUCCUUAACUCGUACACCUCCUCUGAGGCGGCAGACAUCAAUCCGCCCAAUCUCAUACGAUCGGGUUGAUUGACACCCCCUGCUGGGAAUCUGUAGGGGGCGGCAUUGCACAAGCAGUUCACCAGAACUGCUUGUGCAAUGAUAAAUCCUGACAGCGUAUGCUGUCGGCAUUUAUCAAUGUCUGGCGGACAUGAUUCGCUACAGUGGAUCAUGUCUGCCAGACACUUGAUAAAUCGGCCCCAAUUUAUGUGGCAGAUAAUGAUUCCCACAGACCCUUACACACAUUUUUUUUUCUAUUAAGUUUGCACUUUAGGUUACUUUUAACCAAUGUUAGGAAUUUAUUUUAAUAAAAACAUUGUUGACUACUUAUUUGGAUAACAUAAUAUUUGUUUUAAAUUUCCCAUCUAGUAAACAUUGCUUAAUAUACAGAAUUAAAAGCAAAAUCAAAGUUGCAUUGUGUAGAAAAUCAACAAAAUGAAUUGAGCAUUUUCUAGCAGCUUACAACCAGCAUGAUUAGUGACUUAAAGGGACAUUAAACUCUAAAUUAAAUUGUCCAUAAAUUGUUUAAAGGAAGAUGGAAGUCAGAAUUACACAUACAUAAUUCAGAUUCAGAGAGAGGCUCAGGACGUGCAUGUAUUUUGAGCACUAUAAGUAAGCAGUGUUAGCAACAAUGUUUGUGAAAACGUUAUACAUACAGUGCCCAGCAUAAAUGCACACUCCUGAACCUACUGAAGUAUGGUCUCAUAGAAUGGAACUACUUUUAUUUUACAAAUGAUAUCAAGAAACGAGGAAAAUGUGAUCAGGGAAGUACAAGUACUCUGUCACUUUAAUCUUGCAUAGAUAAAACAGAAAUGCAGUUUGCAGUCAUUAUGUAUGUUGCAGUUUUUCUGACACAUAUAUAUACACACACACAUAUAAAUGAAUUAAUUUGUGUGUGUUUAAGUGUUAAUGUAAUGCCCCUUUAAAGAUUUUUCUUUGUCUGGUCCUAGAAUCUGCUGCAUUGAGAGAUUUGGACAUAUUCUUGACAUUUACAGGUUACUACACUGAAUCAAGUGUGGAAGAUGUGUACAUAAUAUGACGUUAGUGCCCAAUAAACAUAUGCUGCCAUACUUUUGGGAAAUACAAUUGCUCUGUAAAUGAGAUUUUCCAUGCCAUGUGUGUUCUUCUAAAACAUGAGAUGUGCACUUAUACAAUGCAGUCAUCGGGUGCCUUUUGUUGUGGCACUUAUAUAGCAUGAUUCAAAUCCGUGGUAGUAACCAAGUAAUAGAGAAGCAAAGGAAAAUUGUAUCCGAAUAAGAAUAGGACUAUUUUACAUCUGUCAAGUAGGGAAACAAGGUUAAUGUUGAUAGGAGAAAAAUGACUGAUUUUUUUUUUGUCGUUUUGAUUUUGUUGUUUGAUGUGCAAUUUAGUCUUUGCAUUUUCUUCCUUUAGUUAUUCAUUUUCUGCAGUCUUCAAUGUGUUCAUUAUCAUAUCCCAUUCUUAAUACCUUUACGUCAUUGAUGCGAAUGAUUUGUUCACACAACAAAAUACUGCAGAAAUAAAUUAAUCAUAUAAGUCUGAUAUACGUUCUCUAUAUGGCAGGAUUUUUCUAUGAAGAAUAGCAAAAUAAUGCAGAGUAUGUUCAUUUCACUAUUGCAUUCUAGCUAAAAACAGAAGCCAUUUGAAAGGGCAUUAUAUCUGUGAAAGACUAGACCAGCAAAUUGUGAUCACAAAAUUGUACAUUAAAAGGAAAUCUAUUACCUUUUAACUAGCUUCCUGGAAGGUAACUAUUUAUAACAGUCCGAGUGAAUUACAAUAUUUCCUGACAUUUAAUCUUUCAACCAGUCGUCUAGCCUUCUUGCUAACUGUUGCACUAAAAAUGAAUGAGUCCCUUUAUUUUAAAAUAGUAGUUCUCAAAUUAUCUGUGAUGUUUAUUUUUAAAUUUGCAGCACAAGGUCAGCAUAUUGAUAAAGUCACACUCCAUAAUGUAUUGCCUUUUAUUGUGUCAGACCAAUAAGAAUUAACUGAAUUAAGUUUUCAAUCUCCUAGAAAUGAAAUUAUGUAGGCCAGGGCUCAACAAAUCCAGGAGCUAGGCUCCUAGAAUUUUACCCCUGGCUCCUAACUUUUUUGAUUAUUCUCCCUAGGUAUAUAUACAAAUAACACUGUCUGGCUCAUAAAAGUAUAUCUGGCUCCUAAAUAUUCUUACUGGCUCCUACAUAUUAAACAGAUUUGUCGACCCCUGAUCUAGGCAAUUUAUUUUUUAUAUAUUGUAAAAUAGGAAAUUAAAUUACCCCUUUGAUAAUUAAAAGGUUCAUUGAUACACCUUCAUUUCAUUAUAUAUGACUGUUUUUCUUCUGUAAAUCUUGUUUUAUUAAAACCUUAAACGAUAGCACUUAUUCAUUUUUAUAAUUAUCACAAAAACCUUAAUCAAUAGUCACUUUUUCAUUUUUAUAAUUAUCAUAAACCAGCUUAAAAUAAAUCUCCCUAUUUUUUAAUUAUGCAUUUCUGAUCAGUUAAGUUUAUUAAUGUGCCUGCCCUUUACUGUAACUCUAUUUUCAUUGUAACGUUUUUGCAACAAGUAGGUCAUUAUUUAUCAGCAAAACUUUAUUUGUAAUAUUGUGCUUUCUAGAUUAUUAUUUUUUUCCAUAGCAGCUGACACUCAAGAUUUCACCUUGUUUAUUGUUUUGCUUGUGUGUGUGUUUUGUUUCACCUCCUACUUGGUUUUAUCUACCAUUUAAAGUGCAAUAUACUGUGGGGCCUCCUUAUUGGAACAAUCGGUAUGAAAAUGUACUUUGAUUAAUUGCACUUUUAAAUGUAAUGGAUUUGGAUAGAUAACUAUAAUUUAGUCAUGUUUAUAAAACAGUAAAUGAAGUAAAUUGAUAAGUCUUUUCUACCAGUUUUAUGCCUUAUCACAAUGAUAGUUCCAUAAGAAAAGCAUUUAAAUAACAAUGCAAAAUGUUAAUUUUGCAAUAUGUCUUUAGUGACCGAAUAUAUUUGUUUAUUGAUGUUUGAUAUUUUUGUCUAGUUCUUAAUACAAGAUAUACCAUUUUAUUCUUAUGUAUGUGAAAAAUAAUGAAUGACUUAAAGAAAAGUGUGUAAUUUAUCUGGAAUAGGAUUAGGCAUCUGUGUCUGCUUUUGUUUGGUUAUAACACACAGGAACCCUUAUUAAUGAUGAUGUGUGUAUGUUUUUUUUUUUACAUUCUGGCUUUGAUACAAGGACUGUAGCAUAGCCGUAGAUAACAGUGUGGCAUCAUCAUCCAAACCACCAAAUAGGUACCUGACAAUAUUGCUUACUCAUUACCAUUUAUGCAGUAAAAUCAGUCAGUCGUGUGUAUCUUCUGCUCAUCAUAUAAUAUAGGUCAUAUAUUUUUGGAAAAGAGGUUAUCAAAUGUAUUUGGCUGAGAUAAAAACAAUAAGUAAUCAGCAACGUAUAGCUGUUGUGGUCUCUGAUGAAGCGCAUGCGCAAAACGCGUCAGGCAAUAGGGAGCACCUUACGGAUCAUUACAGGCUCUGCUCCAAUAAACUUUUGGAUUUACUACCUUUGGGACUCAUUGCUUCAUUUUUCCUCACCAUAUUGUGAAUGAUAGCCCGACAAGGAAAGUAUAGCCAAAGUCCAUUGUAAUUGAAGUUUGCUAGUGUUGUGUUGCAAACAGAUUUAUAAAUUAAGAUGUUUUCCUUGUGUACUGUAACUUUAAAUUUAGCACAAUAUUUGCUGUCCUUGUGUUGUUUUACAGAUACAUGUAAGUCAUAUUUUAAAUAAACAAACAAUCAAACGGUA
Molecule: messenger RNA, 7732 nt
Organism: Bombina bombina (fire-bellied toad)
Lineage: Eukaryota; Metazoa; Chordata; Amphibia; Anura; Bombinatoridae
Gene: MECP2
Product: methyl-CpG binding protein 2
Exons: 3
Coding region: 73-1470 (465 amino acids)
Biological process (GO): negative regulation of transcription by RNA polymerase II
Cellular component (GO): heterochromatin; nucleus
Molecular function (GO): double-stranded methylated DNA binding; methyl-CpG binding; chromatin binding
Source: RefSeq, a predicted model, not a curated record